Messenger RNA from Gigantopelta aegis, 2801 nucleotides. RefSeq lists its product as uncharacterized. NCBI's taxonomy places the organism in Eukaryota, Metazoa, Mollusca, Gastropoda, Neomphalida, Peltospiridae. Bases 107 to 796 code for a protein of 229 amino acids. The record is from RefSeq and is a predicted model, not a curated record. The transcript is spliced from 9 exons.
UUGGAACAUAACGCUUUUAAAUGUGAAGCUUCACUCCAUUUCUGUGGUUGUUGACAAUUGUCCGGACAUUACAAGAUUUGGAAUUCUUCCUCAGGACAGACUGAAGAUGAAGUUGACUUUAGCAUCAAUCCUAUUUGUUGCUUUCAUGACUACCACCAAGGCUGCUCCAGUCAAAGGACCACAACUGGAUAUAAAGUUUCAACGUGAUACCAUGACGCUGACUCUCAUGUGCAGUACUGGAGACUAUUACAAGUCGUUUGACCUAUUGGUUCUAAAUAUUCUGAAAGCAUCAUGGAGAUUAGUUUCAAAAAAAGUAAUACCGAAGUUUGAAACGUUCUUGAAUGAGACAGUUGAAGAGAGAGCCACAGUGACGUCGAGUGCUGAUCUCAUCAGCAUGCCAGGACCAUGGUUACGGAUUGAGCUGACAGGUGUAACGACCAGAGACUCGGGACAAUACACCUGUUGCAUUGAUUACCGUACGGACGAUGAUGUACUUUGGCAAGCAGACACCAAGAACUUCACUGUAGCAACUGUUUCUACAGCUGGUCCAACCACGCCAGCAAUUGGUCCUUCAGCUGAUCCAACCACGCCAGCAAUUGGUCCUUCAGCUGAUCCAACCACACCAGGACCUGAAAGUGAGCGCAUGGCUGGCAUAAGUGCAGGUGCUAUAUCUGCAAUUGUGAUCGCUGUCGUGUUGGCUGUUGCUAUCACCAUGGGUUGGAUAAUGUACAAGAGGGUAAAGCAUGCCAAAGGUGAAGAUCAGCAUAACGCACAAACAACCGAAAACAAACAAUGAAGAUGACAACCCUGGCUUCUCAAAUAUGUCUAACUAGUGUUUCUCUUUUUAUUUAAACAAUAUAUUAGAAACAAAGCUUAGUAAACUAUGUCUAAAAUGGAUCUGAUGUGGAACUGGAAGUUUUUUGGGCUCACACCGUUGGGUGUGGUACGUUGGGGUACGUUGGGUGUGGUACGUUGGGUGUUUUACGUUAGGUGUGGUACGUUGGGUGUUUUACGUUGGGUGUAGUACUGUGGGUGUUUUACGUUGGGUUGUUACGUUGGGUGUUUUACGUUGGGUGUAGUACGUUGGGUGUGGUACGUUGGGUGUAGUACGUUGGGUGUAGUACGUUGGGUGUAGUACGUUGGGUGUGGUACGUUGGGUGUGGUACGUUGGGUGUUUUACGUUGGGUGUAGUAUGCUGGGUGUUUUACGUUGGGUGUAGUACUGUAGGUGUGUUACGUUGGGUGUAGUAAUGAGGGCUGCCCAGAUGGUACUCGCAUAGUCGCAAGGUCAUUCUCGACAAAAAGCCCUAAUUGGAUGUAAGUGACGUACUUGACAGCCGUCAUGGUAGUACUCAUGAUGGGAGCCAUAGGUGGGGCAGGAUAUGCUCAGCUUUGGCGAACACCUGAUGUCAUAACUUUUUUGACAUUGUGUCUCUAAAACCAAUAAAAUAUAUCAGUCCCGGUUCCUUUAUAUAUCUGUUGAUAUAUCAUAUCUAGAUAUAGACUGCUGAAAAUGGUAUAAUUCCAUGCAUGACUUACAAAAUAACAACAAAUUGUGUGGUUAAAAAUGUCAGGAGUGUAACUUUUGCAUGAAAACAGCAGCUGAAAGUAUAUUUUCUAGUAAUGGCCGAGUCGAAAUAAGUCAAAAUAUAAUGAUUUUUGUGGAGUAUAUUUGUUUUGUCGUGUUACACAAUACAAAUACUUGUACCUAUAUCUCUCCUUAAAUACUCGUACUUUUAAUAUCUGUGUGUAUAUUUCUGUAAGUUUCUGUAAUAAUGUCCGCUACACUCAAAUAUUAGGGGUGUAACACACAUCCUUCCUUUUGCGUAUUAUUGUGUAUCGUGUUGUCUGAUCGUGUAUGUGUGUCUUUACUUCAUUGGAGUACAGUAGGGUGACAUUGAGUAUCAUCACCAAAAAAAAAAAAAAAACCCUCGUAAACAUGAUUUCACAGAUUCCAUAUAUUGUCAUGUCACGUGUGUAACAUUUUUAGCAUAGUCCACACGUAGAGAAUUGUUAGCCAAGUCUUAAAAACUAUUAUAAGAUCAAUAUUGCAUUUUAUGCAAACAAUAGUAUAUAUAGAAUAGUAUAGUGUAUUAGCCUUCCGGAUAAUUGACAUACAUUCCAUAUACAAAUCAAUAACAUUUAACAAGUGCUGCAUAUACGAAGGAUGAACAAUUAAAUACGUUGAUAAUAAAGGCAUAAUGCAUUUUCAAGACAUUUGCCAACAACAAUACGUAAUCUGUUUCUGUUUUGAACUGACAACAACUGCAAACGUUUAAACCCAUAUUUUGUUUUCGCCAGUGGUAUUUCUAAUAUAUAUCGAACGUAAACGCAUAUAAAAUGGACAUUUCUAAAUAAAGUGAUAUUCAUCCUCUAUAUCAUUCCAAUUACAUAUCUGAUAUUUUCGUUGCGACCUUUCAAUAUAAUAAUAUAUACCUUGAUCAACAAACAACUGGUAAGAAGAAACACUAUAUUUUGUGAUAAGAGAAGUCUAACAAUCUGACAAUGAUAGAAAACAUAUCUAUUAAAUGAUUUUCUUACAACCCGUUGGUGAGAACAUCAUUCGUUAUUUUUGAUCACACAAACGUGUUAAGAUAUAUACGUGCGUUAACAGUUUAAAGACAUGUGACUGGCUGCUCCUAGGUGAUGGCAAGGUCACCGAUGCUAUACAAUACAAGUAAAAAAGGAACGGUCGAAUUGAUCACUCUGUGACAAACAAGUUAACCUAAAAUUGACGUGUAUGUGAUGCACAAGUUAACCUAAAAUUGGUAUGUCUGUGACGCACAAGGCAACUAUACACAC